Messenger RNA from Mugil cephalus (flathead mullet), 3642 nucleotides. RefSeq names its product aldehyde dehydrogenase 18 family, member A1 (gene aldh18a1). Lineage: Eukaryota; Metazoa; Chordata; Actinopteri; Mugiliformes; Mugilidae. The record is from RefSeq and is a predicted model, not a curated record. Gene Ontology annotation, cellular component: mitochondrion. Bases 384 to 2738 code for a protein of 784 amino acids. Gene Ontology annotation, molecular function: glutamate 5-kinase activity; glutamate-5-semialdehyde dehydrogenase (NADP+) activity; ATP binding. The transcript has 18 exons.
UCACAUCCUGCCACUUCAUCGCAAAUUUUGCGCGGCUUUCUUCGGUGUGUUAUUAAAAGUCUGGGCAAAUAAGAGCCGGUUAUUGAUGCCUGCACCUCUCCGUUAGUUGAAUUUAAUACAUUUACAAACGGUAACACUUAACGAGACGCUCCGUUUACACUUUGCUGCAAACUCCCGCGGCUGUUUCAUCAGCUCUUUCUGCUCGGGGAGGAGCCGGUCCACAGGCAGAGCCCACAUCCGUUCAAACUUUGGGCGAAUGAAGAAAUAGCUGGAGGAAGAAGAUGAACAAGACUUUGUAGAAGACGUUACAAAGGGCUGGGGCACACACACACACAGGAAAAGACAUACCUGGACUUCAGGAGGUUAAGCUUUAAAACAUCACCAUGCUGCUGCAGAGGCUGACUCUGUGUUCAAGAAUCCCUGUGGAUCCACAGAGACACGUACCCCGGCUUCUCUCCAGACCUCUGACACAAGGUUUGUGGGGCAGGGCCCAUGGCAGCUCCUUUGCACACCGCGGUGAACUGCGUCAGGCCAAGAGGAUCGUAGUGAAGCUCGGCAGUGCCGUGGUCACACGUGGCGAUGAGUGCGGCUUGGCUCUGGGGAGGCUCGCCUCGAUUGUGGAGCAGGUGGCCAUGCUGCAGAAUCAAGGCAGGGAGAUGAUGAUUGUUACCAGUGGAGCCGUGGCGUUCGGCAAGCAGAGACUGAGACAUGAGAUCCUGCUGUCCCAAAGUGUCCGACAGGCCCUGCACUCUGGACACAACCAGCUCAAAGACAUGUCUUUGCCGGUGCUGGAAGCCCGAGCCUGCGCUGCAGCCGGACAGAGCGGCCUGAUGGCCCUGUAUGAGGCCAUGUUCACCCAAUACAGCACUUGCACUGCACAGGUUUUGGUGACGAAUCUGGACUUCCACGACGACCAGAAGAGGCAGAACCUGAACAGCACGCUGCAGGAGCUGCUGCGCAUGAACAUCGUGCCCAUCAUCAACACCAACGACGCCGUGGUGCCCCCUCCGGAGCCCAACAGCGACCUGCAGGGGGUAAAUGUGAUCAGCAUCAAAGACAACGACAGCCUGGCCGCGCGGCUAGCUGUGGAGAUGAAGGCCGACCUGCUCAUCGCCCUGAGUGGUGACGUGGGAAAUGGACUGUACAACAAACCACCCGGGACGGAUGAUGCCAAGAUCAUUGACAUCUUCUAUCCUGGAGACCAGCAAUCAAUCACCUAUGGCACAAAGUCCAGAGUUGGGAUUGGAGGCAUGGAGGCCAAGGUCAAAGCAGCCCUCUGGGCGCUGCAAGGUGGCACCUCAGUGGUCAUAGCGAACGGCACUCACCCCAAAGUAACAGGACACGUCAUCACUGACAUCGUGGAGGGCAAGAAAGUGGGAACGUUCUUCUCUGAAAUCAAACCUGCAGGUCCAACCGUGGAGGAGCAGACGGAAAUGGCUCGUAACUCUGGGAGGAGUUUGGCUUCUCUGCACCCAGACCAGAGAAGUGAGAUCAUCUGCCAUCUAGCAGACCUUUUGACUGAAAAGAAGGAGGACAUUCUUAAAGCCAACAAGAUGGACAUGGACCUGGCUGUGAGUGCAGGCCUCCUGCCUCCUGCCAUGUUGAAGCGUCUGAGCCUCACACCAGCCAAACUGAACAGCUUGGCCAUAGGUCUGCGGCAGAUAGCCGUGGCAGCGCAGGACAGCGUGGGCCGCGUGCUGCGGAGGACCAGGGUGGCUCACAACCUGGAGCUGGAGCAGAUCACUGUCCCCAUCGGAGUCCUUCUGGUCAUCUUCGAGGCCCGACCCGACUGCCUGCCGCAGGUGUCUGCCCUGUCCAUAGCCAGUGGCAACGCACUUUUGUUGAAGGGAGGCAAAGAGGCGGCCAACACCAACCGCGUCCUCCACCAGCUCACCCAGGAAGCCCUCUCCAUGCAUGGGGUCAAAGAGGCAGUUCAGCUGGUGAGCACCCGUGAGGAGGUGGAGGACCUGUGCCGACUGGACAAGAUGAUUGACCUGAUUAUUCCCAGAGGUUCGUCCCAGCUGGUCCGAAACAUCCAGCGGGCGGCCAAGGGCAUCCCAGUGCUGGGCCACAGUGAAGGGAUCUGCCACGUCUACGUCGACGCAGACGCCAGUGUUGACAAAGUCAUAAAAAUUGUGAGAGACUCCAAAUGCGACUACCCGGCUGCGUGUAACGCCAUGGAAACCCUGCUCAUACACCGGGACCUCCUCAGGACCCCGCUGUUUGACCAGAUAAUUGACAUGCUGCGCACUGAACGGGUGAAGAUUCACGCCGGCCCCAGGUUUGCCUCCUAUCUGACGUUCAGCCCUUCAGAGGCCAAGUCUCUGCGGACGGAGUACGGUGACCUGGAGUGCUGUGUGGAAGUGGUGGACAGCAUGGAGGAGGCUGUGGAUCAUAUACACAACUACGGCAGCUCCCACACGGAUGUUAUCGUCACAGAAAAUGAGGACACAGCGGAGCAGUUUCUCCAGCAGCUGGACAGCGCCUGUGUUUUCUGGAACGCCAGCUCCCGUUUUGCCGACGGCUACCGAUUUGGCCUGGGAGCAGAGGUUGGUAUUAGCACGGCCCGAAUCCACGCCCGGGGGCCUGUAGGUCUGGAGGGGCUGCUCACCACCAAGUGGGUCCUGAGAGGGGACGGGCACACGGCGGCCGACUUCUCGGAGCACGGCAACAUGAAGUACCUCCACGAAAACCUCCCCGUGGAGCAGACUUUAGCUGGACACAGAGACCACAACUAGACUAGAGAGACUUUUGACAACAUUCAUGUGCCAGUUACCCUCCAAAAACUCCCCAGCGUCGCUACGCACCAAUGACUCAUUUUGUGAGCACAGUCACAGAGAUGUUCAUGUUCAGAUUUACAAUGUAUAUAGUUUACAAUGUUUUAUAUUCUACCUCGUGAGUCAAGAGGACGCGUUUGCUAAAAUUAUGUCAGUACAUAAUAUUGUACCACACAUGCAUUAAAGUAAGUGCUUAAUUUUUUAAUAAUAAUAAUAAUAAUAAUGAAAUCUCAGGAUAUCAUUUUGAAACUGGCUUCUUAAUUUUAUUAAGAAUAUCAAUUUGUCAAUUUUUCUUUUUUUUUUUUUUUUUUUAUUCAAGCAUUAUUCUAACCAGAGAUGAGGAGCUGGAAGAAGUAAUUUCAGACGUGAAGUAACCUUUGUAGCAACCAGUACAUAGUUGUAUUUUAUAGCACAUGUUACGUAGCAUUAUCUCUUUAACAAUUUUUUUUUAAGAUUUCUUUGGUCAAAAAUCCCGGGAUGGAAUUGGUUAGAAUUGUUAUGUAGUAAUGUAAGUUAAACACACUCCAUCUCGCGUGCAUCCAUUUGAUUCUUUAUAUAUUUAUUUAUUUGACUGUUGUUACAAGUUGUGCUCCUUUUUUUUUUUUUUUUUUUUUCCCAUGCUUUGUUGCUUUCCUGCUUGUGGUGCCCAGAGCCUCUGUCAGAGCAGGAAUGGUAAUUGACAAGACGCCUCCUUCGAGCUGGAGGGGAGAAUGCAACUGCUUUUAAAUUAAGCUCUGUAACAUUCCAGCCUCUGAGCUGCAAUCUGAUGUCUUGCGAUGCACACGUAAGGUUUGGUUUGGGUUAUUUAAUAGGAGUAAUGUAGAAUGAUAAUAAUAAUAAAAAAUAAAACAGUGGAAAAAGACUA